GCAGCGCUUCCACAGAAGGUGGCGGUAGUGCGCCUAAUAUGUUGGAUGGCCACUUACGUAAAAAAAAAACAACAGAAGAAGAAGGAAGACGGCCAAGAUGGCGGUGCCCAUGAGGAGGACACUGGUGGCUCUUCACAGAGCGACAUGCAGCAGUUUGAAGAAUGCUGAAGGGUUUUUGGAUGCAAGACAUCCUGUCCCAAAUUUCCUGCCGGUCCGGACCAAAAAGCGGUACUUUAUCCCCCCGGCAGUGGGGAUAAAGGGAAAGGAGCAACCGAAGAUAGAAGUAAAGGCCCGAGCAGCAGGCGUCGUCUUCAGACAGCAGUAUGUUGAGAGGCCCAUCAACAUCUCCUGCACUGCACAAAUCUUUGACCCCUACGUGCCCCCAGAGGGCGACGCUCGUCUUUCCAGUCUGUCGAAGGAAGGCCUCAAACAACGGACUGAACAGAUACAACGCACCGCCGCCUCACAGCUUGCGAUUCGUAAAAUCAAAGACCAUGAUGCUCAGUUCAAAUCAAGGGACUUUGCAGAACGAGCCCAAGAAAUCUUCAUUGAGGCUCACAACUGCCUGACACAGUUUUGUAGGUUCAACAAGGAAAAGCUUCACUCACUGGUGACAGAAAGGUGUUACCCUGAGAUGACGAGGGGGAACCGGUACAAGACGAUCCGCUGGACGUUUGUCGAGUCCUUGGAGCCGCCCAGAGUGGUCCACGCCCGCUGCCUCGACAUGGUCUCCAAAGACAACCUGUAUGGCCAGGUGACGGUCCGCAUGCACUCCAAGCAGACACUGGCCAUCUACGACCGCUUUGGGAGGCUGAUGCUGGGCAGCGAGGAGCAGAUGAAAGACGUCUUGGAGUACCUGGUCAUGGAACGACAUCUCACCAACCCCUACGGCCAGUGGAGAUUACAUGGAAAAAUAGUGCCAUCCUGGGCCCCUGCCAAAGACCCAGUUAUUAAGACUGUCAUGAUUCCUGGACCAAAGCUGAGGCCAGAAGAAGAGUUUGAUGCCCUCAACUACAGUAUUCCCAAACCAGAGGCGGUCCAGUGGAACAAGUAGUCCACCAGGUGGUGCUGCUGUUCUCAUCAAACCACAGUAGGACAUUAUCUGCAGUCACGUGCCAAAUGGUGUUUAAACUUUGGCUGUAGCUGCUUAGUUUGUCCAGUUUGGCAGGAAACCAGUGUUCCUUUGGAGGCUCUUAACUCUAAAUGCUGUUGGCUGUGGAAAACAGCAGCAGGUGAGUUUUAGUAUGAACAAACUGCUGCGUCCUGCAGCCAAUAAAGCUGCUUCUCUCUUCGCAGCAAAAUAUGACACAAGGGCUGCGGACAAUAACAGCUCUUACCACCAAAUUUGUUUCAUGGAUUUUUUUCCAUCAUACUAACUUAAUGUGUACAUGUAAAAUAAAUAAAAUGUAAAGAUCUCCA
This is a messenger RNA of Scatophagus argus, 1419 nucleotides long. RefSeq names its product mitochondrial ribosomal protein L45 (gene mrpl45). The transcript is spliced from 8 exons. Bases 98 to 1054 code for a protein of 318 amino acids. NCBI's taxonomy places the organism in Eukaryota, Metazoa, Chordata, Actinopteri, Scatophagidae. The record is from RefSeq and is a predicted model, not a curated record. Gene Ontology annotation, cellular component: mitochondrion.